Molecule: messenger RNA, 2241 nt
Organism: Thamnophis sirtalis
Lineage: Eukaryota; Metazoa; Chordata; Lepidosauria; Squamata; Natricidae
Source: RefSeq, a predicted model, not a curated record
AUGGAAAUAAUAAAAGAAUUUAAUAAUAAAGGAUUUGUGAUAGCUAAAGAAAAAAUUCAAAAAAUGCCACCGUAUAUGUAUUUAGGACAUAAAAUAAUGACAGCUUAUGCCUCGCCAGUAAUUCCAAAAUUGCCAGAAAUGGAUAAAUGUACUUUAGUACAAUUACAACAAUACUUGGGUUCAAUUAAUUGGGCACGUCCAUAUAUGGGGCUGACUACAGGUCAAGUACAACCAUUGUUUGCACUUUUGGCAGGAGGAAAAGAACCCGCCACAGUGCUGACAAUUGGAGAAAAGGAAAGACAAUGUAUUCAACUAAUUCAAACUGCCAUGACAAAGAGAUGGGUAGAUAGAAUGAUUCCACAAGUACCCCUUUCGGCAGCUAUUUUUAAUACUGAAAAUUUACCCACAGGAUGUUUAUUACAAAUACAGCAGAAAAAAGCCUUUGUUGUUGAAUGGAUACAUUUAGCCAAUACUCCAAAAAGAACAGUUUCAACUAAGCCGCUACUGUUAUCUCAGAUAAUAUUGAAGAUUAGAGAAAGAACCCGAGCUGUAAUAGGAAUGGAUCCAAUAACGAUUUAUGUUCCAUAUCCACUGCCAUGGUGGGAAAAAUAUUUUCAAAUAUCAGAUGAACUUCAAUUGGCCCUAAGUGAUUAUGUAGGAGCAAUUAAAUACCAUCUUCCUACGGAUUAUAGAUUUUUGCUACUUAAUCAGCAACAUUUGCAAUUAAUCUCAUUACAAAGUAAAAUGCCAAUAAAGGGUGCGGUCACAGUCUUUGCCAAUGGUACAAAAAAUAGAGGUGCCUGCGUGUAUCAAAUUCAAGGACAAUGGGUAGUUUAUCAUACUACCCCUCAGAGUUCGGCUCAACGUUCAGAGUUGGCUGCCUCAAUUUUGGCUUUUGAAAAGUUGAAAGAUCAAGAAUUUAAUUUGAUUGUGGAUUCAUUGUAUGUUUUUCAAAUAAUUAAUGAUUUGUUUGAUGCCUAUCUUUCACCAGUUUUAGAUAAACAAUUGUUAAGUAUGUUUGUACAAUUACAGCAAUUAAUUAUGGAUAGAAAAUGUCAAUAUUUUUUGGCUCAUAUUAGAAGCCAUCAGUCACUUCCUGGAAUAUUAACAGAAGGAAAUUAUUAUGCAGAUAAAGCCACUAGGGAAGGUUUUAUCGCGUUUGUAACUCCUUGGGAAAGCCAUGAAUAUUUUCACCAGAAUGCAAAAGCACUAAUGAAAAUGUUUAAAAUUUCAAAAAUGGAAGCCACAGCAAUAAUACAACAAUGUCCUACCUGUAAUAAGCAGGGAGCAUCAAUUCCUAUGGGAGUUAAUCCCCGAGGAAUCAAUCGCUGUGAAAUAUGGCAAAUGGAUGUUACUCAGUACCCUCCUUUUGCACCCUGGAAAUAUAUUCAUGUUACGGUGGAUACCUUUUCAGGAUUUAUUUUUGCAACCCCACAGCGAGGAGAAACAACCAAACAAGUGAUUAAUCACUGUAUGCGUUCCUUCUCAGUUUUAGGAAGUCCAUUGGAAAUUAAGACAGACAAUGGACCUGCAUACAGUAGUGCUGCCUUUGCCACCUUCUGUGAUCAGUGGAAGAUUGUUCAUAAAUUUGGAAUCCCAUACAAUUCCCAAGGACAAGGAAUAGUAGAGAGAGCAAAUUUGACAUUAAAAAUGAUGCUUGAAAAGCAGCAAGAUCCUUUUAAAAUAGGGUUGCCUGAAAUUCAAAACCGUUUGAGUAAAGCCUUGUAUACUCAGAAUUUUUUAAAUCUUACAGGCUCGCCUAUAGCCUCUACAGCAGCGGAUAGGCAUUUUCGGAACAGUGUAGUUUCUCCCCGCCCUCUUGUUUAUUACAGACAAUUGCCGGAUCCUCAGUGGAAAGGACCCGUGGAACUCGUUACCUGGGGAAGAGGUUACGCUGCAGUACAACUCCCGGAUAAGGUUUUGUGGGUCCCUGGUAGAUGCAUACGACCGUUUCAUGAAAAAUCGGUAGAAACGGAUAACAAAAAGGAUCCAGAAGCAAGCCUGUCACUUUUGUUCCAGGCAACAGACUAUAAUUGGCUAUUGUGGCCAAUGUGUUGGUUCUGCCUUUGCCCCUGUGAAGCCUGUUGUUGCUUCCAUUGCCCCUACUGUGUGCUUUGUAAUCUGUGUAAAAUCCCAUGUGAUAUUGUGAUAAUUGAACAGUGUCUUCAGGAACAUUUUUUCCUAUACCAAUCCAUCCCAUACCGACCUUCGCCUUACACCAACAGUGCAACAGGCCAUUGA